CGAUCUGGGUCGCUGCUUCAUGGAGAAUCCGGUCGCCGGGACUAACGGCGACCAUUCAAGUCACCGGGAAAGGUCGCCGGUACCGAUAUAUCGAUCAUCUCUAUUACAGCUGAUUGCUGUCGAAGAUCUGGCUUACAAAAAGUAUUCUGUAAUUUGUAAAUAAUUACAAUCAAAUAUUUGUUUGAUUACUGUACUUGAAAGUAUUUUUUGAUAAAGGGUUAGACUACACUUUAGCGCAUAAAGACCGAAAUUUUGAUAAAGCACUUGGUGGAUGUGUAUAACAAAAGUAAAGUGUGCAUGUUUAUAUUUUUUCAGGGAUAUGGUUGAUUACCUGUAAUGCAUGUUGUUUAUGAAUGUGAAACUGCUGCGUUAAGUAGAAUUUAACAAAAAUGGAUAGACGUUUGGAGUUCUGUGUACAUUCCUCCAAAUACCGACAACUAUUAUGCGAUCUAAAAAAUACCAUUGAAGGACUAUUAGUAACUCAAGUAGCAAAUGUUUGGACAAUAUAUGGAGGCUUAAAUCGACUGCAUAAUAUUAUGUCAAAGAUAUUUAAACAUGGAUGCAAAACAUCUGAAAAUGUAGGUUUUCAAUGCAUACUCUUUUACUAAAAAUAUCAGGCAUUAUGUGUUAGUAUGUACAUUGAAAUACAUAAUAGAAAAGUGUGGUACCUCAAGAGACAUGUGGCAAGUCCUAUUUUUUCAGUGUAAACUGGAAUAUUUGUAUUGUAACACCCUGUGUAAGGGCACAUCAGAUUCUUGUCAUAGCCCAGUCAAUAUAGGUAAAUAAGAUCUAUUAGUAAGGGAUUUGUCUAGAUUUAUAGUGUAAUCAGAUGUUCUAAAGCAGAUUAUAUACUGUUCUAUCUUACUACUAUGCUUUAACUUUUCUAUUUUGAAUAUAUUAUAGGAAGGUGGAAUUUACAAAUUUAUCCAAGGUCUAGAAUGGCUACAACCAGACACUACAAAAUCCUACUUUCACAUUGAUUGUGAGUACCGGUCACACAUCCCAGCACACCUUAAAAAUAACAGAUCAUCUAUCUGGUUAUAUAGAAACCUUGAAAACCAUGCUUUAUCACAAAAAUUAUCAUGGUUACUGUCAAAUCAAACCCAUCUACAUUCUUGCUACCACAGUUAUGCUUUCCUGUGUCAACAAAAAUACUCCGAAGCUACCUUGAUAUGCUUGAGAGCUUUGGAGAGGAAUGAGGCUAGUUUCUUGUCAGAAAUUGAUCCGUAUUUGUUCUUGGAUAAGAGAGAUGCAAUGAAGAAGCACAGGAGAUGUGCAUCUUUUCCUGAUAACUAUAUGAAGAAAGUUUACGAAGAAAAGGCAUUGAAAAAUGUUUCUACCGAUAUAUCAGAUGGUAGAGAUCAAAAGAUUGUUUCUACGAAGGCUUGUAUUCAGGGUAAAUUUAAACCUUGGAGAAGUAUGCCAUGUUUGCAUACUUAUUUUGAAAGGGAAUUUCAGGGAGCCAGAAGUAAAACUUUGCCUAAUACACCAGUACACAAUGUAAAAACAGAGACUGAAUUUCAAUCAUCAAAGUCGAAAGGGGGCACAUUACAUAAAAAAUGCCCAAAGGUUAAAGAAAGAAAUAGAAUCAUAUUUAACAAUCUUGCUAUUGUUGAGCACACUCCACCUCAAAGUGUGGAUGAUACUUCCAAAGAAGAUUUAACUCCUACAAAUAUAUCACCUAGAAAAAGUGGCUUGUCAACAUCACCUUUGCAAGUUGUGGAAUCAUUUCUACCCAAGUCAGGUGAAAAGGACUACAAGAAAUUACCAAAGAAAAGUUUCAUAGAAGAUGGAGGAAUGAGUGUCCUUCCAAUGUCUACUGGUUACUUUCCAAAACCGGCUAAAGGUCAAAGCUUACUGUCUUUCCUAUGUUCGAGUCAGUUGAACAGAACAAAUGCAGAAUUAGAUAGGGAAAACGCACAUUUUAGCAUAUCUGAAGCAAUAAUUUCAGCUGUAGAACAGAUUAGGUGUAAGCAUGGCUUAAAGGAAAUGGACGAGCAAAUAGAUGACAGUGAUCCUGAAAUAUUAGAUCUAAAGCAGAAAAUAAGGCUGAGAAGAACUGCCAAAGUAAUGGAGAAGCAUAGAAAGGCUUGGGCUUCGGCCAAGGCGAGUGACUUGAAAUCUGAUACAACCACCACAGCCAGCCCGCUCUCGACCAGCUCAAACUCCUCGCCAACGAACUCGUGUACCAGCCUUAGCAGUCUGGCUUUCGACGACGACCUCGGCGACGCUCAUCUCGAACAAUCCCUAUGCACCUUAUCUUCCAACCGAUCAGCCUCCACGACGACGCUCUGCAGCGAGCUGGACCUGUCGCGGAGUCUCAGCUGGUCGACGACGUGCCCCUUGCCGCCGAGAGGCGCACCGGACGGCGCGGCGUCGAGUUGCGAUAGUAUGCCGGUAGAUGUCAGCGCCGAGGGCGUGGCGAUAUCGCUCAUCAGGAAGUUCAGUGAUAAGCAACUGCCUAAGGCCUCGGAUGUUGAAUGGCUAGUUUCCGAAGAAGACGCACCUCAAGCCUUACUUCCUCUACCGAAAAGUUGGCCGGUAAGCCCCGACAGCGGCGAGGAAAAUACAACACCUUUGAGAGGAACUCUCGAGUGGGCCCCACCGAGGCCGCAGAUCAUUUUUACCCCACAUCCUCGUCCAAGAAGGAAGGAUCUGAUCGCAAACCAAAAUUACAGAUGUGCAGGUUGCAGUAUGAAAGUUUCUGCGAAAUACGCGGUGAAAUUUCGGUACUGCGAAUAUUUGGGUCGGUAUUUCUGUACAGGAUGUCAUACUAAUCAGCUGGCACUUAUACCUGGGAAAGUUUUACAAAAAUGGGACUUCAGGAGAUAUCCUGUGUCGACGUUUUCUUACCGUCUAUUAGAGCAGAUGUAUACAGAUCCGCUGUUUCACGUGCUGGAGCUGAAUAAAAAUAUUACGAAAAUGUCAAAACACCUCUUGAUUUGCAACCAAUACAGGCAAGCGUUGUAUUACUUGAAGGACUUUAUAUUUUCUUGUAAAUAUGCGGAAAACAUUAAAGAAAGACUCGAGCAGGAAAGGUCGUACCUUUUGACAGAUCCUGGAGUGUAUUCCUUGAAUGAUCUGAUGAACGUCAAAACAGGCGUUAUGAAAGAACAGUUGGGAUUGCUUUUUCAAACAUGUUGCAAGCACACAGUGGAGUGCAAGAUUUGUUUGGGUAGAGGGUUUAUUUGCGAGAUAUGCAAUAAAGAUGAAAUAAUCUUUCCCUGGCAAUUGAAAUCGGUGGCAAGAUGCAGCAGAUGCGGAAGUUGUUAUCAUUCAAGGUGCUGGAAUCCAACGAAGGAUUCUUGCAGAAAAUGUUUGAGAUUGCAGAAGAAAAAAGAAGCUAAUCUCACUUAAUUUUUUAUGUGUUUCAGGAGUUAGAAAAACGCAUGAUGCAAUCGAAUCAAAUGUUCUAUGAAUGAAAACGUGUGAUAUUUUGACCUAUGGUAUUAUAACCUGUAAAUGGUAUAAAGAUAGUGUCAAUGUUUAACAUACCCAUGGUUUGAAAUAUUUUGGUGAUAAUUAAGCCAAAGUUCAACCAUUUACAGAUUUACCGUCCCACAGACUGCAAUUUUACGGAAGUUGAAACAUAAAUACCAUUAUUGUAUGCUAAUCAUUUUUGACUAUUUUGAAUUAUAUUUUUUAUAUAAUAUAAAUAUUCUAUCACAA
Acanthoscelides obtectus is the source of this 3669-nucleotide messenger RNA. The record is from the annotation of a GenBank genome assembly. Lineage: Eukaryota; Metazoa; Arthropoda; Insecta; Coleoptera; Chrysomelidae.